AUGCAAGCUCUCCGUCCGCUCCUGCGUGCCCGCGCUGCUGCCCCUGCGCGUGGCCUCUCCGCCGCGCGCUCCUUCAGCUCCUCGCCCUCGCACUCGGUCGCCCGUCUGAUUAUCACCGGGCGCCUGGCCUUUGAGCCGGAGCUGCAGACGACCUCCACGGGGCGGGAAGUGGUCAGAACUCUUGUCUACGUCGAAGGCGAUGCCACCCUGCGGGCCUACGAGGACGCCGAAGGCAGGAAAAACACCAGCCUGCACGUUGUGCAAAGAAACCUCGAAGUGCUGAGGCGCCCGUACUCCGGUUCCCGGUCCGAGUCUUACUCUUCUGAGGAAUCGCAGCAGUAG
Messenger RNA from Rasamsonia emersonii CBS 393.64, 342 nucleotides. Its product is annotated as SsDNA binding protein. Bases 1 to 342 code for a protein of 113 amino acids. NCBI's taxonomy places the organism in Eukaryota, Fungi, Ascomycota, Eurotiomycetes, Eurotiales, Trichocomaceae. The transcript has 3 exons. The record is from RefSeq and is a predicted model, not a curated record.